Messenger RNA from Nilaparvata lugens (brown planthopper), 817 nucleotides. RefSeq lists its product as uncharacterized. The record is from RefSeq and is a predicted model, not a curated record. Lineage: Eukaryota; Metazoa; Arthropoda; Insecta; Hemiptera; Delphacidae.
GAAACAAUAUCACAAUCUAAGGAGUCCUGUUCUGAGAUUCAUGUGUGUGUUAUCAAGAAUUUUUGGAUGACUACUAUUUGUGAUCUCACCUGACGUGGCUUUAUUGUUGAUUUCAUUUGGAAGUUUGUUUAGAAAUUCAUAACUGGGAUUUUCUGUUGUGGAAAGUGUUGAAAAUCUAGUGAAUUGGCCAUGUCCAACUGCAAUUUUCCAAUUUGUCUCUCACCCACAGAGGAAAACAGUGAAGAUGCUAAUAAAACUAAGCAGCUACCACGGGAAAAACCACUGAAGGUAUCGUACAAGAAUAAAAUGAAAGCUAAACGUGCCCUAAUUAAGCCGGGUGAAGUAGCAACCGUGAUUGAUUUACAGACUGAAAACAAAGAAAAUGUCAAUCCAUUUCAUGGAGCUGAAAAUCAAGGCGUUGGAAAACAACAGGAAGUCAUGAAGAAAAUUGAUUCUAAGAAAUCCGGAGAUGUAAGGGUUGAUAAAAAUAAAACUGUACUGAGUGAUUCAGAUGCUUCAACGAAGGAAGGGAAGAUCACUAGGAAAAAUGUGUUGAAGUCUAGGAAUGACAGUGAAACUCUGAAAAACAUACCUUCAAGAUCAGAUUUGGACGAUAUUAAAGUUUUGAAGGAUUUGGGGAGAAAUAAAAAUAAGAAAGAGACUGAUGGUGGGAAUGUUAAUGUUGAAAAGGACAAAAAUCAGAAAGUGGCGGAGAACAAAGUGAAUGAAUGUGAGAAGCAGAGAAAAGAGAACGUUAGAAGGAAAGUGAAAGGGAAAGUUGUUAAGAAUCGAAGAGAUAGCGAUGAUCUUUUCAAAA